Trichomonas vaginalis G3 is the source of this 960-nucleotide messenger RNA. RefSeq names its product methyltransferase, FKBM family protein family. The record is from RefSeq and is a predicted model, not a curated record. NCBI's taxonomy places the organism in Eukaryota, Parabasalia, Trichomonadida, Trichomonadidae. The coding region runs from base 1 to 960 and encodes 319 amino acids. The transcript has a single exon.
AUGGCAACAAUAGUCAACGAGUUGAUAUCUAAAUAUCAAACUGAAUCAUUUCAUUUUAUUGCAGAGCAAUUUUUUUCAUAUUCUAUAAAUCAAAAUAAAGAUUGUAAAAAUGCAUUGAAUUAUGCAGCUCAAUGCAUUUUAAAUUGUAACUUUACAUGUGAAUGUCCACCGCUCACUGAAUACCAAAAAUAUCAUUCCGAACUCUUUGAAUACGAACAAGGAGAAGGGGUUUUCAAUUACAAUGUACCUUUUAAACUCGAAGAAGUGUUUCAUUUUCAUCAUGGUCUCAGAUAUUCCGAUCAAAAAAUCAAAAAAUACAUUUGGGAUAGAGAUAUAUUAGAUGUUGGAGGAUACUUUGGAGAUUCAGCAUGCAUAUUACAAGAAUACACCAAAAGACAUGUUUAUUCUUACGAAAUCAGCAAACAAGUUUUUGAAGAUAUGAAAGAAACAAUAUCGCUGAACAAUUUACAGAAUAAAGUUAUUCCCAUUAGAAAAGGAAUAUCAGAUACACCUUCUCUUGUCUUUAAUCACGAUUCAGGAGAUUUGGCCUGUUCAUUAGACAGCAAACGAGGAAAGAACGAAACAUUAGUCGAAACAUCAACUAUUGAUAGCGAAGUACGUGAUAGAAAUAUGAAAGUUGGCUUCAUAAAGGCAGAUGUAGAAGGAUUAGGUUACAAAGUACUUUUAGGGGCUAUUGAUACAAUCAAGAAGUACAGACCAGUAUUUGAAUUCGCUGUAUACCAUUCUUUCGACGAACUAGUUAUGAUUCCUGAAAUGUUGAGAAAUUUUCCAAAUUAUUUCUUCGAAUUUCACAGUGAAAACACUUAUGACAUAUCAAUGGGUGAGCUUGCGUUGUUUGCUUUCCCUGCUGAAAUACUUUAUGACAAUAUUGUUGAUCCGAACUAUACUUACGGUUCAUUUGUACCAAAAACACACGAUCCUAUCGGACUUUUUGAAUAA